Molecule: messenger RNA, 806 nt
Organism: Pleuronectes platessa (European plaice)
Lineage: Eukaryota; Metazoa; Chordata; Actinopteri; Pleuronectiformes; Pleuronectidae
Gene: msmp2
Product: microseminoprotein, prostate associated 2
Exons: 4
Coding region: 192-581 (129 amino acids)
Source: RefSeq, a predicted model, not a curated record
GACCACAGGGAGAAAGUGCAUCAGUGGAAGAGAGGGAACACAGAGAGCCAGAGGAGGGGAAGAGGGGACAGGAAAACAAUUUGAGGAAGAGGGUGAAUUAAAGGAAGAGGAGCAGAAGGAAAAGAACGGAAAGAAAAUACAAGAACGGAGGGUUUUUUAUACGACAUAGGUAAAAAAACUUCAUAAUAGAAAUGGCAAAUACUGCAGGAGGAGUACUCUUGACUUUACUCAUGUUCCUGAGUGCUAGUGUGCGAUGUCUUGCAUAUAACAGCGGGGAGUGCUACUUCAACACCAAAGGGAGCUGUGAAUACAUGGGAGCGGUGUAUGGGAUCGGAGAGACCUGGGAAACCGGUGACUGUUACCAGUGUGUCUGCAUGGAGCCUUUCGGGGUCGGAUGCUGUGAUCAGGGGGCUAAACCUGUGGACUAUCCAGACUGGUGUGAGAUCAUCCGUAAACCUGACUCUUGCACUAGUGUUGCAGUGAUGAGAGCCAAUCAUAAACUACCAUGUCUCUGGGGACGUGGACGUCUCAGACCAGCUGCAGGUCGACCGUGGAAAUCAGACAAUGAUCCUUUAUUUUGAGUUGAGCAAUUGAUGCAGAAAAAGCAAUAAAGCAAUGCAUGAUAUUUAUUUUGAGUUCAAUAAAUAAACGACAUUAUUUUUCAUUGUAUUUUAUCUGCAAAGGAUUGCUUAAACAUCUAAAUAUCACUAGCAUUAUGUCAUAUCAUUCUUUAAGAAAACGUCUAUUUAAAUGUCUGAUUUAUUUAUGGUUUAUGUUUUAAGCUUCAAUAAAAACUAUAUACCUAA